Eptesicus fuscus (big brown bat) is the source of this 1493-nucleotide messenger RNA. RefSeq names its product adenosine deaminase tRNA specific 3 (gene ADAT3). Gene Ontology annotation, molecular function: tRNA-specific adenosine-34 deaminase activity. The record is from RefSeq and is a predicted model, not a curated record. The coding region runs from base 74 to 1138 and encodes 354 amino acids. Gene Ontology annotation, cellular component: nucleus; cytoplasm. Lineage: Eukaryota; Metazoa; Chordata; Mammalia; Chiroptera; Vespertilionidae. The transcript has 2 exons.
GGGUGGGCCAGUUGCUAACGCUUGGUGAAGCUCAGCGCUAGCGUCUGUCUCCUUAGUCGGAGCCCUGCCAAGGAUGGAUCCCCUGGGCUGCAUGGAGCAGUGUGAGGAUAAGAAGGCCAAGAGCCCAAAUCGAGAGCCUGUGCUGUGGCAAGCCCUUCCUGUUCUGUCCGAGCAGCAGUCCAGGGACAUGGAGCUGGUGCUGGCCUACGCCGCACCCAUCCUCGACAAGCGCCAGACUUCACGUCUCCUCAAGGAGGUGUCGGCUGUCCACCCACUGCCUGCACAGCCUCACCUGAAAAGGGUUCGCCCAAGCCGUGAUGCUAGCCGUCCACACAUGCUGGAGAUGCUCCUAUGCCUGGCAGGGCCAGUUGCAGGCACUCGAUCGCUGGCUGAGCUCCUCCCACAUCCAGCAGUGGAUCCCCGAGGCCUGGGACAGCCCUUCCUGGUGCCUGUGCCUGCGUGGCCACCCCUGACCAGGGGCCAGUUUGAGGAGGCGCGUGCCCAUUGGCCCACAUCCUUCCAUGAGGACAAGCACAUGACCCGUGCCCUGGCUGGGCAACUUUUCUCAGCACAGGAGCAGGCUGAGAUGCAGGGCCACAUGGAGCGGGCUGUACGGGUGGCACAACAAGCGGCCUCCAGGGGCCUGAGGGCUGUGGGGGCUGUGGUGGUGGACCCGGCCUCAGGCCGGGUACUGGCCACGGGCCAUGACUGUAGCAGCUCAGCCAGCCCCCUGCUGCAUGCCACCAUGGUGUGCAUUGACUUGGUGGCCCAGGGCCAGGGUCAAGGCACCUAUGACCUCAGGCCCCACCCUGCCUGUUCCUUCACCCCAGCCUCAGCCUCCCAGGGUGUCCAGGCCAUCUCUGUGCACACACUGGAUAAGGAUAUGGACACGGAUGAUAACGGCCUCCCCUAUGUGUGUACCGGCUACGACCUCUACAUUACCCGCGAGCCCUGUGCCAUGUGCGCCAUGGCCCUGGUGCACUCCCGUGUGCAGCGUGUCUUCUAUGGGGCACCCUCUCCUGAUGGUGCCCUGGGCACCCGCUUCCGCAUCCAUGCGCGACCUGACCUCAAUCACCGUUUCCAGGUGUUCCAGGGUGUGCUGGAGGCCCAGUGCCGCCAGCUGGACCCCGACACGUAGGUGCCAAGCUUGCUGGCUCCAGACUGUUCUUUGCUCUCUCAGCCUCAGCCUCCUCACAGAUCCACUUGGGCCCUGGCUCCCUCAUUGUCUAAGGGCUGCGAUCCUGUCUGGAUUUCAGGGACGUGCCUCCCAGCCCCGGAACCUGUGCCUACACUAUUUCCGUUGGUGUGUGGUGCUGCAUUUCUGCUAGACCAAGCUUUUCCCUGGGCUGGAGCAUAACGAGGGCCCAGCCGGGCCUCAUCGCUGGGCACUCAGGCUUCCCUCCUUGUGCCGCCUUCACCCUGAAUCCACAGGUCUACUGGGAUUGUAUCCCCUUUAUCUCAAGUCUGACCCAUGAAAAUAAACUCAACCCUUA